UCCCCGGCGCGCGGCUGCCCUGCGCCGUCGGAGCGGACGGAACUGGGAACUGGGCCUGCGUUUGGGAAUCCUCCAGUGCCCUCUCCGGGUCUGCGGGCAAUCAUCAGACUGACCGGCGGCAAGACGUCUGGCUUCCACCCCUCAACAGAAACGAUUCUUGUGCUAGCUGAUGAAAAUGGGCCCAUUAGGUGCAGAGGCUGAUGAGAACCAGACAGUGGAAGAAAUGAAAGUGGAUCAGUUCGGUCCAGGACACACCAUUCCAACAGGGGAGCUGGCCCCUGACUCUGAACCAGAGCUUAUAGACAGCACCAAGCUGAUUGAGGUGCAAGUUGUCCUUAUAUUGGCCUACUGCUCCAUCAUCUUACUUGGGGUGAUUGGCAAUUCCUUGGUGAUCCAUGUGGUGAUCAAAUUCAAGAGCAUGCGUACAGUAACCAACUUCUUUAUUGCUAAUCUGGCUGUGGCGGAUCUUCUGGUGAAUACCCUGUGCUUGCCAUUUACACUUACCUACACCUUGAUGGGGGAGUGGAAAAUGGGUCCUGUCCUCUGCCACUUGGUGCCAUAUGCCCAGGGCCUGGCCGUCCAAGUGUCCACCAUCACCUUGACGGUGAUUGCCCUGGACCGGCAUCGUUGCAUCGUCUACCACCUCGAGAGCAAGAUUUCCAAGCAAAUCAGCUUCUUGAUUAUUGGCUUGGCUUGGGGUGUCAGCGCCCUGCUAGCAAGCCCCCUGGCCAUCUUCCGGGAGUACUCGCUGAUUGAGAUCAUUCCUGACUUUGAGAUUGUGGCCUGUACUGAGAAGUGGCCUGAAGAGGAGAAGGGCAUCUAUGGCACUGUUUACAGUCUGUCCUCCUUACUAAUCCUGUAUGUUUUGCCUCUGGGCAUCAUCUCUUUUUCCUACACUCGUAUUUGGAGUAAACUUAAGAACCAUGUCAGUCCUGGGGCUGCUCAUGACCAGUACCAUCAGCGGAGGCAAAAAACCACCAAAAUGCUGGUGUGUGUGGUGGUGGUGUUUGCGGUCAGCUGGUUGCCCCUCCAUGCCUUCCAACUUGCUGUUGACAUUGACAGCCACGUCUUGGACCUGAAGGAAUAUAAACUCAUCUUCACUGUGUUCCACAUCAUUGCCAUGUGCUCCACCUUUGCCAAUCCCCUCCUCUACGGUUGGAUGAACAGCAACUAUAGAAAGGCUUUCCUCUCCGCAUUCCGCUNCAA
Molecule: messenger RNA, 1206 nt
Organism: Odocoileus virginianus texanus
Lineage: Eukaryota; Metazoa; Chordata; Mammalia; Artiodactyla; Cervidae
Gene: NPY2R
Product: neuropeptide Y receptor Y2
Biological process (GO): G protein-coupled receptor signaling pathway
Cellular component (GO): plasma membrane; neuron projection
Molecular function (GO): neuropeptide binding; neuropeptide Y receptor activity
Source: RefSeq, a predicted model, not a curated record